Molecule: messenger RNA, 881 nt
Organism: Panonychus citri (citrus red mite)
Lineage: Eukaryota; Metazoa; Arthropoda; Arachnida; Trombidiformes; Tetranychidae
Gene: Fkbp12
Product: peptidyl-prolyl cis-trans isomerase FKBP1A-like
Exons: 1
Coding region: 120-446 (108 amino acids)
Molecular function (GO): peptidyl-prolyl cis-trans isomerase activity
Source: RefSeq, a predicted model, not a curated record
UCUUUGUUUUCUAUCUUGUUGCUUGAUUCUCAUUAACAAGUUGCUCUUUAAUUUGGUUUUUUAAUUUUAAUUUUUUUUUCUUUUUUUUCACUGUGUUAUUUAAGUUGUAAUUGAACAUCAUGGGCGUUGAAGUAGAAACAAUUUCCGCUGGUGACUGUACCAAUUAUCCAAAAAGUGGACAAACGGUUGUCGUUCAUUAUACUGGAACUUUAACCAAUGGUAAGAAAUUUGAUUCUUCUCGAGACCGAGGAAAACCAUUUAAAUUUCACAUUGGAAAAGGCGAAGUAAUCAAAGGCUGGGAUCAAGGGGUCGCCCAGAUGAGCGUUGGUGAACGUGCUAAACUUACCUGUUCACCCGAUUUCGCCUAUGGAUCCAAAGGUCAUCCCGGAAUAAUCCCACCCAAUGCAACUUUGAUCUUUGAUGUUGAGCUUCUUGGUCUUGAGUAAAUCUUUCAACUCACUUCCGUUAACCUUUGGCUGAUUUCACCUUUUCUCAUAUCACAAUAUUAUUCUAUUCUUCCUCUUAUUUUUUUCAACCUUUUGAAUAUCUUUGCUUUACCCACGUGGAAAUCACAAUCAACUCGAGAGAAAAAAAUUAACCUGGUCAGUCCAACAAUUAGAUGAAAAUAAUAUUGCCAACAUUUGAUGUCUCCUCAUAUCAACUUUGAUCACAUUUGAUUGAAAGCUUUCUGAUUAACUUACAAUUAAUAUUAGAAAUUUAUGCCCAUAACUUACCAAUGCUGGAAAUUUUUUAAUAUUCAAUUCCCUCCGUUAACAAUUAGAUAAUUAGGUUAAAUCACUGUUUUCUCAAUGAUUUCAUAUCUAACUUGAUUGAUUUAAUUUUUGGAUCUUACAGCCAAUAAAUUGAUUUAAUUCAUUGAA